Messenger RNA from Cylicocyclus nassatus, 717 nucleotides. The record is from the annotation of a GenBank genome assembly. NCBI's taxonomy places the organism in Eukaryota, Metazoa, Nematoda, Chromadorea, Rhabditida, Strongylidae.
AUGCCUUCGCUGCAAUACCAUGUAGUAGUGAUCGCGAUCUUCACGUUGCUUGCGGUGGAAGUGUUGUGUGAAGAAGCCAAAUUCCCUGGAAACCAUCCGUACGACAAAAUGUGCGGUUACAAUACAGAAAUGAAUGAUGAGUUGAGAAGCCAGCUCGCAUUGGGAAAAGUGAGAAAUGUCAAUGGUCCCCUUUCUGCGGCUUCAAACAUGAUAAAAUUGGAAUGGGACUGCUGCUUGGAAAGAAAUGCGACAGAAUAUGUUCGUACAUGCCCACGUGAGGGGUCGAAAGAAAAUCAGAGGGAUCCGAGAGUAGGGGAGCUCUAUGCGCGGGUGUCUGUUUCAGCAGUUUUAGCAGGCGACUUCAAAGCUGCAGCUCUAAUAGCUGUUAAAAGUUGGUGGAAGGUCGCACGUGAUGUGCCUGAAAAAGAGUGCAUUGAAAAAGAUGCGAAGUUCCAAAAAAAUUUCGUUGGCAAAAAAAUCGAGAGUUUUACGCAGAUGGCAUGGGCGAAGACAACCAAACUAGGAUGUGCCGUAGGCAGAUGCAAGUUCGGGAAGAAUGAGGACUAUGUGGUUGUCUGUCGCUACUUUCCAAAGGGUAACAAGGAAAAUGAAUAUGUGUACCGUGUCGGACGCGCUUGCAGUCCAUGUCCAAAUGGCUACGCCUGUACUACUUCUUUCGAUUGUGACCAGCAGAAUUGCCAAGGAUUAUGCAUUUGA